AUGGCUCUUAACAAGGCCGCCUUCUCGACUAGCUCAAUUCCGGAGGGGGUGAUCUUCUUCUUCGACGUGGAGGUCGUCGACAAGAACGUCACGUAUCAGUGCCCCAAGUGCUCUGACUAUAUGAAGAAGUUUACGACACCAAAGAAAGCUCAGUUCAACCCGCUCGGCUUUACAAGAGAAAAGUACAUCUCAGACAAGGCGUUUAGCGUUUUACGGUGGCUAGAAUGGGUCAUUAUGCGCAACAUGCCGCUGUCCGAGGUGGAUAACCCCCUGACACGCUCUUUAGCUGACCCUCCCAGAUGUUUUGGCAUUAUGAUGGACGGCUGGACCGACGUUUCCACGCACUACAUAUGCGUAAUAGCUACGUACAUGGAGAACGACACGUACAGGGAGGUCCUGCUUGGGUGUUCAACCCCGUUAAACGAGAAGCACUACACGGCGGAGGAGUACUACGAAUUGCUGGAGUUCGUCCUGUCUAUCUACGGCAAAUCCAUACCAUCACCCUCAGUCAUCAUCAACAAUUGUGCGACUAAUAAGUCGCUCGCAGAAAUGGUGGGCGUUCCACUGAUCGGCUGUGGCUGCCACAAGUUGAACUUGGCCGUAAAGACCUUGCUUGCUCGUCGACCGGUUAUGGAGAAGACUAUAGAACGGAUCGACAAGCUGGUUUCUCAAUUACGGAAUUUGAAGGUGGCUGGAGCACUUCGCCUGCUUACACCCCAUUGCCCACUCAAACGCAACGGUACUAGAUGGUCCCCUACUUACAAAAUGCUGGAGCGCUUUGUGAGCAUCGAAAACGCAGCUAAGGAGCUCGACGACAUUGACCCCAUUCGUCUUGCAGACUCGGAUCGGAUCAAAGAAGUCCUGCCGACCCUCGAGAACUUCAAAAGUAUUAUGACGGAUCUACAGAAACAAGGCCAGCACAUUGUAGUUGUUCAUGAAACCUUCCAGAUGAUAGUGGAGGACUUUCCUGAGUUUAGUGACUACCUGGCUGCUGAUGCAGAAAUUAUGCACAAUCCUCUUUUUGAGAAAGCCUGCGUCAAAAUUAUUAGUGGUAAACAAGAAUCGCUUACGGAUGGCGAAAAGGCGCAAGUAAGCCAUUUUUUACGCCAGCCAGAGCCUCAAGAACCUGCCUUGGAAAGGUCUACAGGAAGCAAACACAGUUACACCAGUCUCUUACGUGACCGAAAGCGCCAGCGGCUCACGACAAGCGAGGACUAUGUAGAUCUACGUUUCAUCUCCGGCACCUCUGCAUCUGCGGAACGGCUAUUCAGUAGCGCAAAGCACGUCUAGCGGCCGCCAAGAAAACGUUUGACGCCAGUUAACUUGCUUUUUUUUAAGCAUAACAGGCGCCUUUGGAAUGCUGACAUGGUAUCGCAGGCCAUGAAAGCACGUUCUACAACGGAGUCGUAAUUUACCAAGUACUGCAAUACAUACUGCAAGCAUCUUCGGCAUUGCAAUCCAUA
Molecule: messenger RNA, 1463 nt
Organism: Phytophthora nicotianae INRA-310
Lineage: Eukaryota; Oomycota; Peronosporomycetes; Peronosporales; Peronosporaceae
Exons: 3
Coding region: 1-1290 (429 amino acids)
Source: RefSeq, a predicted model, not a curated record